AUGAAGGCUGUCUACUUUCUACUUUCCUUUCUUCUCUUCUCUUCCUUCUCAUCAUUCUCUUCCGCUCUAACUGAUGCCGAAGUGUCCUCCAUUACUCGCCGUCAGCUCUUACAUUUUCACGAAGGCGAUGACCAACGCGAUGAAAAAGAAUAUGAGGUUGAGUUGAACGUAACUUUCCCUCACACCAGGCUUAGACGUGCAUACAUUGCACUCCAAGCUUGGAAAAAGGCAAUUUACUCAGACCCUCUUAAAACAACUGAGAAUUGGGUUGGUGGUGAUGUUUGUGCUUACACCGGAGUGUUUUGUGCCCCUGCACUUGAUGACCCGAAAAUAGAGGUUGUGGCCGGCAUUGAUAUCAACCAUGCAGACAUUGCAGGAUACCUUCCGGUUGAAUUAGGCCUGCUGAGUGACAUUGCAUUGUUCCACAUCAACACUAACAGGUUUUGUGGUGUCAUUCCCAAGAGCUUUGCUAGGUUAACUCUUCUCCACGAGCUUGAUGUUAGCAACAACCAAUUCGUGGGAUCGUUCCCUGAAGUUGUUCUCAAAAUUCCCAACCUCAAGUAUCUUGACCUCAGGUUUAAUGACUUCGAGGGAAAAUUGCCUCCUGAGCUUUUCAACAAGGAAUUGGAUGCUUUGUUCUUGAACAACAACAAGUUCACAUCCACCAUUCCUGACACACUUGGAAACUCCCCCGUCUCGGUUCUUGUGGUCUCCAACAAUCGUCUAGAAGGUUGCAUUCCUCACACCAUAGGAAAGAUGGUGAACACCUUGAAUGAGGUCAUCUUCUCUGAAAACAAGUUUGGUGGGUGUUUGCCUAAUGAAAUCGGAUACCUCUCAAAUGUGACGGUGUUUGAUGUUAGCUCAAACACAUUCAACGGGAUCAUGUCGAAAAAAUUCGAAGGCUUUCAAAAGGUGGAGGAGUUGAACAUUGCACAUAACAUGCUAACCGGGUUUGUUCCUGAGUGUUUAUGCAACUUGCCUAGCUUGGGAAAUUUCACAUUUUCCUACAACUACUUCAAUGGUGAGGCCAAAAAAUGUGUGCCGGUUUCUCAGAAGGGCGUUGUGUUUGAAGACACAAACAAUUGCUUGCCGGAUAGGCCUAAACAGAAGUCAGCAAAACAAUGUCAAGUUGUAGUGAGCAAGCCAGUGGAUUGUAGUAAGGCAAAGUGUGGAGGUGGAUCAGGACCUUCAAAACCUUCCCUUCCUACACCAAAACUGCAACCACCUAUUCACUCUGCACCACCACAUGUACAAAUGCCUUCAUUCCCUGCACCUUCAGGUCAAAGUCCAGUUGUUCCAAUUCACCCUAAGUCACCACCGGUUCAUUCACCACCACCACCACCAUUCCAUUCUCCUCCACCACCUAUAGCAACACCACCAUCACCCGCAUCUAUAGGGCAAAGUCCCGUUGUUCCAAUUCAACCUAAAUCACCCAUACCACUAAGGCAAACUCCUCCACCACCAUUAGUCAACUCAUCCCCACCACCAAUUUACUCUCCCCCACCACCAGUGCACUCACCCCCACCACCGGUCCACUCACCCCUACCACCAGUCCAUUCUCCACCACCACCAGUUCACUCACCCCCACCACUGGUCCAGUUACCUUCACCAUCAGUGCACUCGCCUCCACCACCAAUCCAUUCUCCUCCACCACCAGUCCAUUCUCCUCCACCCCCAGUUUACUCUCCUCCACCACCAGUCCACUCUCCACAUCCCCCUGUACAGUCACCUUCACCACCAGUCCACUCUCUUCCACCACCUGUGCACUCACCCCCACCACCAGUCCACUCAUUGCCGUCGCCAAUCCAUUCUCCACCCCCACCAAUCCACUAUCCACCUCCCCCUGUACAGUCACCUUCACCACCAGUCCACUCUCUUCCACCACCUAUGCACUCACCCCCACCACUAGUCCACUCACCACCGCCACCAAUCCACUCUCCACCACCUGUGCACUCUCCGCCACCGCCAUUCCACUAUCCACCACCACCUGUGCAUUCUCUUCCUCCACCUAUGCACUCAACCCCACCACCAAUCCACUCACCACCGCCACCAAUCCACUUUCCACCACCUGUGCACUCUCCGCCACCGCCAUUCCACUCUCCACCACCACCUGUGCACUCUCCGCCACCGCCAUUCCACUCUCCACCACCACCUAUACAAUCACCGCCACCACCAGUCCACUCUCCUCCCCCACGUGUGCACUCACCCCCACUACCAGUCCACUCACCUCCACCACCUGUGAACUCACCACCACCACCUUCUCCUUCUCCUUCACCUCCUCCCCCGGUUUUCUCACCGCCUCCUCCAGAGCUCGGCUUUGUCCUGCCACCUACCUUCGGCUUCCAAUACUCCUCUCCACCUCCACCAAUGUUCCCAGGAUACUAAG
Messenger RNA from Malus domestica (apple), 2386 nucleotides. Its product is annotated as pollen-specific leucine-rich repeat extensin-like protein 3. Gene Ontology annotation, molecular function: protein binding. The record is from RefSeq and is a predicted model, not a curated record. NCBI's taxonomy places the organism in Eukaryota, Viridiplantae, Streptophyta, Magnoliopsida, Rosales, Rosaceae.